ACUGACAUAUUCUCUCCUGUACCUAUUCUUCAUGAAUUCAUAUAGACCAUAAAAUUUUCACAAAAGAACUGAAGAAGCUAGCUUGUUCAAUCUUCAACACAAUCAUAUAUGGCUCGUUGUUUCUCUUUCUUGACUACUUUUAUUGUUCUUCUUGCCAUCUUCUCUUCCAUUCCACUCUCAUCUUCUACACCUUUUAUUGUUCUCCAUGGUAUUUCAAUGUUUUGCCAAGAUUCAGGAACUGUUUAUUACACCCAGACACUUAAAUCCUUGUUACGUGUUCAAGGAUCAUGCGUGGAAGUUGGAAAUGGACUACGUGAUUCAUGGAUGAUGCCAAUGGAGAGCCAAGUUAAAGAUGCUUGUGGCAAGAUCAAGGGAAUGGCACACCUACAAGGAGGUUACCACAUGGUUGCUCUCUCCCAGGGCAACAUGGUUGGCAGAGGAGUAAUUGAGACAUGCGAUGGUCCACCGGUGAAGAGUUUCAUCUCAGUAGGAGGGCCAAAUGCUGGUCAUUCUUCAACCUUUCCUUGCGGAAAAUUUCCCUGGUGCGGAACGAUUGGGCAAUAUUAUGAAAAGGGAGUAUACACUCCCGAUACUCAAGAUCACUUGGCUCCUAGUGGCUAUAUCAAGAUUCCAAAUGAUAUGAAGGGAUACUUGUCAGGCUGCAGAUUUCUGCCAAAGAUAAACAACGAAGUCCAAGACGAUCAAAGUGCAAUCCGCAAGAAAAGAUUCACUAGCCUCACACUACUUGUUCUCAUCUUGUUUCAAGCUGAUACAAUUAUCAUGCCACAAAUAAGUUCUCACUUCGGCUAUUAUCCAGAUGGGGAUUUCUCCGCGCCUGUGCCUGUACAGAAGACUCAAGUUUACAUAAAGGACACUUUCGGUUUUAGAACAUUGGAUGAAGCAGGAAAAGUUAAGUUCUUCAAGGUGCCUGGCGCUCACCUUGUAAUAACUGUUGAUGAAAUUAAACGGUAUAUUGUUCCAUACAUGAAAUGAUAGGAUGCAUCACUAGCAUGAACCAGGAGGAUCUGUGGGCGCAUCCAUUCUUUAAAAUACUCUAUAAUUAUUAUCCAUAUACAAUAAAUUAAUCUUCUUAUAUCA
Molecule: messenger RNA, 1098 nt
Organism: Ipomoea nil (Japanese morning glory)
Lineage: Eukaryota; Viridiplantae; Streptophyta; Magnoliopsida; Solanales; Convolvulaceae
Product: palmitoyl-protein thioesterase 1-like
Exons: 12
Coding region: 109-993 (294 amino acids)
Cellular component (GO): intracellular membrane-bounded organelle
Molecular function (GO): thiolester hydrolase activity
Source: RefSeq, a predicted model, not a curated record